Molecule: messenger RNA, 6005 nt
Organism: Nothobranchius furzeri (turquoise killifish)
Lineage: Eukaryota; Metazoa; Chordata; Actinopteri; Cyprinodontiformes; Nothobranchiidae
Source: RefSeq, a predicted model, not a curated record
GAUGUGGUCAAAUCAGGUCAACCCCCUUCCUCUCUGUUGCCAUCUAGUGGUCAACAUCAAUCACACCUGGAUGCACCUUUUCCUUUUUAGUUUCAUUUAAUUUGAGCAUUUUUAAACAAAUCUUGUAUUUUAAACAGUUUUAAAUGUUUUUAAGGUAAACUAUUUCUUAUGCUGAUACAUCUUUCCCCCUCUUCAACACACAGAUGGUUACAUUUUCACCCUCUCUUUAUCUGUUUCUAUUUCAUACACACACCUCGACCGCGCCUGUGGUGGUGUGUGUGUUUCCAGCACCCGCUGAAGCCCAGUUAAAAGCUGCUGGGUGGGUCCUAAUUAUUUCUUUGAUGACUCGCUUUUCCUCCCCGUCUGAGCUUCUGAUGGGCUUCACUUUAGAGGCCAGACACACACACACACGCGCACACACAGGCAGUGUCAUGCAGCCUGUCUCAUCUGUCAGAAACGACUUUAAUGUUGACUCCAGGCUGCAGAUUUAUGACAUCAUGCUGAAAUGUGGAGGAGUUUCUAUUGUGAUGGAACAUUUAGGGUUUUAACAAGAGGAGGUGUGUUCUCCUGAACGUUAGGGUGGAUUAGAGCUGCAGCACGACUCACAAUCUGAUUAGAUGCUGUGUUUAGUACACGUUUGGUGUAGAGCGCACAGAAUAAAAUAAAGUCAGAAACUGGAUUGAACUCAGUAACGUUGUAUUAAAGUAUUUUCUGUUGUGGUCUCAGCUGACAGCCAGUCAUUAAAACUUCAUGAGCAGCCUCUCAGUCGUUAAACAGCCACAUUUGGAGAUGGAUCUUGUGCUCGUAGGAAAUGUACUUCAGCAUCUUUCUCAGACGGGUCUGAUGCAAGCAAAUAAAACGGUUAUUUCUGUUUUCAACUGGAUGCAGCGUUGAAUCAUCCCUGAUGCUGCAGCAGAGGUAGUCACAGGACAGAGUGUGUAGGUGGUGAGCGGUUAAGCUGAUUUAGCUAGUUUUUUUUCAAGAGGGUCUCAUCUGAGAUUAGUGUGUUGAAAGUGUUUUGUGAAACGAGCAAAGGUCAGACUUCAUCUGACCCAGAUUGUAAAAUAUUGUAUCAGGGAGGAUGGAGCACGGAUUUGACAUGUAGCUGGGAGCAUAUGAGUUCUCUGGAUGUGAGAAGUGGUGUGUGUCUGUGUACUUCAUGAUGGGAGAAAAAAUUUGAAUAAUUUAUUGAAAAUGUGACCCCCCCUACCACAAACAUACAAACUCCUCAGAUGUUACCAGGAUAAUCUAUUAAAUCACAAAUGCUGUCUUUAAAAUUUAAGAGGUCAAAACAGCAACCUUUUUUGCAACAUAAUCUGGAUCAAUGACACUUGUCCUUAAAAGUCAGACAUCAAACUGUUUUCGGUUCCUCGUGGAAUUAUUUGAUUGCAGUAAAACUUUUACUUCUUAGUGAUUUUCUGUCAAAACGAGAUAAAAGGAAACGUGAUUGAAAUCAAGAACAACUCUGCAUCAAAGUACAUUUUAUACUGUCUUUAGUUCAGCAUUUUCAUUUGCAGCAGUUUAACCAACUUCACCCCCUCUAUUAGGCUACUUAUCUCAUAUUUGCUUUUCAUUUUUAAAAGCACAACGUAGAGGCGCGAGACUCUGCAACUGGAUGCAAAAGAGAGACCGCUCUUCCUCGCUCAGACACAAUUUUCAGCACACAGGAGCUGACGAAUCGAAACGGAUACUUGUUAUUAUUAAACAACAAACCGAGGCGUGGACGAGCAGGAGAUGCGGACCAGAGGGGGUCUGGGAAUUUUGGGAGAAGUCUGGAGGCAUGGAGGAGGUCCCGGUCUGCGCAGAGGAGGCAGGACUUUGAGCUCCGCGGUGCGCUCCGACACCAGCUCCGUUUUAAUAUCAGUGGAGACGCAGUUUGCAGCAGCUCACUCCUCCAUCCACGUGCACAGAGGAUUUCUGGGACUUUGUGCGCGAAUCGAAACAUUUUAAAGACUUUUCGACCAGAGAUUUAGACUUUUUUCCCUCUGCAUCAUUGCGCCUUUUCCUCUGAGCGCAGUUCAUCUGGGUCAGUCAGUUUUUGACUUGAGCUGCACCAAACUCCAGCUGGAUCCUCACAUGAGCGGGGUUUGUGGGCUCUGGAUUGGAGCGCAGGACAUGUGCAGCAGCAGCAGCAGCAGCCGCGCUGUCUCCUGUCUGCCGGCGCGUCUUUGUCAUUUUAAUCUCGCUGUAAUUAUCGCGCGUCUGGCUGAUGGUCGCUUCACAACGAACUAAUUAACUAACAGAGGAGGCUCUCCGGGCGCCGACUGGAUUUAUACCCAUUUUAAAGAAGAGAAGAUUGGAAUAGUUCUGUUUUUAUUCAUCCGUUUUUAAUAAACUUUGAUCUUUUGUCGUCCUCUUCCUGGAGAAUGUUUCCCCGCAGCCUGAAGCCUUCCUCCUGGUCCACCUGUAGGGUUUUCUGCUGCUUUUUGUGGCUGCUACAAACACCCCACUCUUCCUCUGCGCUAAUUACAGGCACUGAAGCCAGCUGUGAUAAUGAAGGAGAAGUUCUGCACAUCCCCAACAUCACCGACAACCCCUGCAUCACCUGUGUCUGCCUGGGCGGGAAAGCGGACUGUAAACAGGAGAAGUGUCCUCUGGUUCCUGAUGACUGUGCUCUGGUGGUGAAGCAGACUGGAGCCUGCUGUGAGAGGUGUAAAGGCUGCACGUUAGACGGCCGAUCCUACAACAGCUCCAUCUCCUGGACCAGCUCAUCCAAACCCUGCAUAACACGACGCUGUCAGGAAGGCGUGAUCACAGAGGCCGAGGUGCAGUGCGUCAUCCACUGCAAGAACCCCAAAAUCCACCCUAAAAAGUGCUGUCCCACCUGCCCCAGUUGCAUCUUUGAGGGCCGCCUGUAUAAAGAGAAGGAGGAGUUCAGCCCUGAAGGCAAACCCUGCAUCAGGUGCACGUGCACCGGCGGGCGGACCCUCUGCAUGAAGGAGGCGUGUCCUGUGCUCUCCUGCCCAGCCCACCUCACCCACACUCCGCCUGGACAGUGCUGCCCCAGAUGUGUUGGUCAGAGGAAAGUGUUUGAUCUCUCUUUAGGAAGUUGUCUGUUCCACAGUGACGUUUAUGAGAACGGCACCUCCUUUGUCCUCAACAACUGCACCAGCUGCACCUGCGAGGAAUCCACAGUGGUGUGUAAAAAGCAGUGCUCGCAGCCAGGUAGUUGCCAUGGAGAUCAGUGCUGUGAAGAGUGUCUGUCAUAUGUGAAGAUGGAGGAGGUGAAGUACUGCAGAGUCCGGAACAAGAUCUACAGGUUAGGGGACAUGUGGUCGUGGGUUAACUGCACCCUCUGCUCCUGCGUUGAAGGCAACAUCGAGUGCCGACCCAAACAGUGCGUACCGAUCACCAGCUGCCCCUCGAACAAGAUCCUGAACAGAACUGGCUGUUGUCCAGUUUGCACUGAAAAGCCAGGUGUAUGCACAGUCUUUGGCGACCCUCACUACAACACCUUCGAUGGAAGGACCUUUAACUUUCAGGGAACAUGUCAGUACGUGCUAACGCGUGACUGUGGAGGGACUUCGGGAGCGCCGGGAAACAACAGCCCAGACUCCAGCUUCACGGUGUUGGUGAAGAACGAUGCUCGGCGAACUCGCUCCUUCUCCUGGACGCAGUUUGUUGAGAUAAGGCUUGGUGCUCUGGUUCUCAGCCUUCACCAGCACCUGACGGUCCGAAGGAAUGGUACUCGCAUCGCCCUGCCCUACCACGGCCCUGGGGUACACAUCGACCUGGAUGGAUACCUGCUUAAGCUCACCACCAUUGCAGGUCUGGAGAUCACGUGGGAUGGUGAUAGUUUUGUUGAAGUUGUAGCAGCUCCCCACCUGCGCGGACGCCUCUGCGGCCUUUGUGGGAACUACAACGGCCACAAGCGAGACGACACCAUGGGAGGUGACGGCCAGUUCAAGUUUGACGUGGACGAGUUUGCAGAGUCGUGGCGAGUUGAGGGAAAUGAGGUUUGCUCCCAGCAGCAUCCGCCUCGCAGGCCUACAUCCUUCCUGUGUCCUGGCAGUGUUAAGGUUAAGUUUCGAGCCCACCGGGACUGUCAGAAGAUAAAGUCCUGGGAGUUUCAGAAGUGCCAUCGUGUGGUGGACUUUGGUCCUUUCUACAGGUCUUGCGUGACGGACAUGUGUGAGUGUCCGGUGCAUAAAAACUGCUACUGCGAGUCCUUUAUUGCCUACAGCCGAGCCUGUGAGAGGGAAGGGGUGCCCGUCCUGUGGAAGCCUGACAAUGUUUGCAUGGCCACCCAGUGUAAACACGACGCCGUGUACGACACCUGUGGCCCGGGCUGCACCAAAACCUGCGACAACUGGAACGAGAUCGGACCUUGUAACAAGCCCUGCGUAGCCGGCUGCCACUGCCCCGCCAACUUGGUGCUGAAUCACGGACACUGUAUCAAACCCACAGCCUGCCCUGGUCGGUGACCCUUGUUACCCAGGCGGGAAGGGGGCUAGGUUAGGGAGGGUCGUCUGUAGGGUCCAAAGAAGGGGGCCAAAGUAACUGAGAAGUAUUAAAGAUGCUAAAGGGUCUCGAGUCUACAGAUCAGACACACCGAGGUACUCAGGGUCAGAGGAACGUGUCAGAACAAGCUGGAGUAGAGGACCGAUGGGAGACCGAUCGUCUCCUGUGAUGCCAAAUGCUGUGAUUAAAGCAGUUUCACCACAAGAGGGUGCUAAUUUACGUCUUGAGGAAGAACUGGAAUCUCACCUGGAGAUUUAACUUCUUGCACAACUGAGGAACAUUCGACAUGUUACAGUGAAUCUUCAGAAGAAAGCUGGAGCCUGAGGACUCGUAUUGGAGCCAAAAUGGUGCUCGGAUUUCUCUUCAAGUCACAAAAAUGGGAAAACGGGCAUCUAGGUUUAAGAUUACGUAAUGGGGAAACCUUCUGAUGCAUUUAACAGCCUGGUUGUUCUCUAUUCCAUCAUUUCAUACUGUAAGCUAAUCAGAUUUAUAUGAGAGACAGGACAGCUUUUAUAUUAUUAUUGCUCUAAUUAUUAUUUGUUGCUGUUGUUAAUUUAUAUAUCCUUCAUUGACGUGUUGUAGCAGGAGCCAGGAUCAUGACUAUAAUUGUUAUAAAUGAUUUAAAGGGAAACAAAAAGCUAUUUAUGUUUUUGUUGCGUAGUUUUUGUGUUACUGUUUGAAGAGAAAUGCCCAAAUGUGACUCUGUUGUUGCACCAAAGCAGGUAAAAAUAAAUACUGUAAUGUAUUAUUGCUCAAUGUACAGGUUGUUGGCGAUGAUACAGAACUGAAGGUGUUCUUGUAAACAAAUGUUUCACUUGAAAACAAUUAUUUAAAGACCAGCCAUAUAAUCUUUUCUGAGUUCAUUUUGACCGCUCUCUCGGUUUUUUAAGUGCAGAAGGUUGGAUUCGUAGGCUCACUGAAAAUAAUUAAAGAAACUUGCAAAGAAAAGAUUCAUAAAAGGAAAUACUGUUUAAGGGGAGACUGUGCAAGUUUUUCAUGUUUUUAAAUUGUUUUCCUGAGCCAGUAUGUGCUAAAAUGACCCCUUACAGGGUAAUGAAAUCUCACUCAGACCCCUACCGCCCUCUGUGGCCAGAAUACCGCAUUUGCAACUUCACAGUGGCCAGUGUUGUGUCAAAAUGAGUUCCCCUGUCGAGAUCUGUUUCUUUUCCACCCAGGUGCGAGUUUGAACGCCUUGUAAAAAUGUGCGUCCUAACCAUAACCAUAAAACAAGCAUAAGAAUCGUGUUACACAGUAAUUUCAUAAAUUAUAUUUAUUCUAAACAUACAUUUUUGGUGACAGGGCGAUUAUGGUUAGGGUUAUUUUUGUGAGUGGAUGGUUCCAACUUGUAGCUGGGUGGAAGAGAAAGAUCUCGACGAGCUCUGGUUUGUGAUUGGCUUAGAAAAAAAUGGAGCGGACAAACCUGGGACUGCAGUCUGCUUCCAGCAAGUCUCCAGUGUGUUUUAGAUCACGAACACAGCUGAUUUGUUUCAUUUAGUUAUGAAUCACUUCUGUAUACACUAAUGAAGGCUGACGAGACAUUUCAG